CCACGACGAGCGCCUGCUCCACUCAUCCAUGGCUACACGCACGCAGCGCCUGACCGCGCGCUCCGAGUUCCGCUUUGAGCUCGAGCCCGGAGAGCGCAUCUCGCUGCGCCUCGUGCCCGACAGCGGCGACGCCGAGGUCUUCGGCGCCGAGCUCGUGCCGGGCAAGGAGCGCUGGUACGCGUUCGGCGACGAGGCAAAGGCCGCCAUCAGCACGUGGGCCGGCUGCGAGCUCGAGAUUGCAGGCCGCGCCUCGACCGAGUACGUGCCCGAUGACCCGUCGCCGACGUACACGUCGUAUGCCAAUGUACACUUGCAUCUCGAGGGUGCCCGCCUGCGCGCCCGGGCGGCGCUGCGUGCCCAGCCGGACCUGAUCCGCUCGCAGGCGAGUGCUGCACUCGCCGCGCCCACGCAGCCCGGCGAGGGCGGCGCACUGCCCAUCAACGGCGACGCCGAGACGCAGCUCUACUCCGCCGUUGGACAGGGGCCACGCGUGCUGGUUGUUGGCCCGGAGUCGGCGGGCAAGAGCUCGCUGGUGAAGCUGCUGGCGAACUACGCGCUGCGCAGUCCGGCAGUCUGCAGUACCGGACUGGAGGAAGAGGGCAAGGAGAAGGACUCAAAGAGCGCAGAGGAGAGCGAGGUGACGGGAUGGUGGCCCACCGUGGUGAACCUCGAUCCAUCAGCAGGUGCUCCCCCACUGCCCUGCACACUGUCUCUCCUUCCUCUUUCGCCUAUGCCGUCGGCCGCGCUGCCAUCAUGCUCGCCGGCCUUUCCCUUCGGCACGACAGCACCGACGACCGGCGCAUCAGCGCCCGGGCCCGGCGCUGCACAUGGCGUUGCGCCUCUGACGCUCUGGCUCGGCAAGGAAGACGUGCGCGCCAACGAGACGCACUCGAUGCGUGUCGUUGAGUGGCUUGGCGCUGCGCUCGAGAAGCGGUUAGCGCGCGACCCGCGAGCACGGAUGAGCGGCAUCAUCGUCGACACGCAGGGCGUGACGAGCGCAGACGGCAGAGGCCGGUAUGCGUUCCUGCAGCACUGCAUCCGCACACUCAAGAUCGACACGAUCAUCGUGCUCGGACACGAGAAGCUCAACAUCGAGCUGUCGCGCAUCUUUCCCACGCCAGAGUCGGGCAUUCGUGUGCUCAAGCUGCCGAAGUCGGGCGGAGUCGUCGAGCUCGACAGCACAUACAAGGAGCGACUGCGGGCCCUGCAGAUUCGCUCGUACUUCUACGGCGGCUCCGCGAGCGCGAGCCGGCCAGAAGGCGAAGGCGAGGCAAGCAGCGCCACCUUGCCAGGGCACGCUGAGCCCUUGGGCGGGCUGCCAGCGCUCAGUCCGCUCACGACGUCCAUCCCGUUCGAUCUGCUGGAGAUCUACCGCGUCGGGCAAGAGAACAUGGCGCCAUCGUCUGCGCUGCCCAUCGGCAUGGGCCGCACGGUGACAGAGACGCAGCUCGUCAAGCUUGACCCGGUCAACAGCGCAGGCGACCAGGCUGCGGUGCUCCACUCCGUCCUCGCACUGAUCGAGGCGCCGCGCGGCGGAGGCGGGCCUGGGCAGGCAGACUCGGCUAUCGAGCCGCCGCCAUCCGACGACGAGAUCACGGGCGCGACCGUCCUCGGCUUCAUCCACAUCGGAAGCAUCGACGCAACGCGCAAGAAGAUGAGCAUUCUCUCGCCGAACCCAGGGCGCAAGCUGCCGAGCAAGACGGCGUUGCUCGGAACACUAGACUGGCAGGACGCAUGAGCCGCGAGAUCGGCAAUGCAAUGACUCUCGUCUUCACGACUCUGCACGUGCGCG
This is a messenger RNA of Tilletiopsis washingtonensis, 1792 nucleotides long. RefSeq names its product Clp1-domain-containing protein. Gene Ontology annotation, cellular component: mRNA cleavage factor complex; nucleus. The transcript has 8 exons. NCBI's taxonomy places the organism in Eukaryota, Fungi, Basidiomycota, Exobasidiomycetes, Entylomatales. Gene Ontology annotation, biological process: tRNA splicing, via endonucleolytic cleavage and ligation. Bases 29 to 1738 code for a protein of 569 amino acids. Gene Ontology annotation, molecular function: polynucleotide 5'-hydroxyl-kinase activity. The record is from RefSeq and is a predicted model, not a curated record.